UAGGGCAUGACAAAGAGAGAAAAUUCAAAAAAUAGAACAAGGUUAAAAUGUGCUUUAGGUGAGCAAGGAAGAAGACACGAUGGUAUGUGUCAGCACCAAGAUGCUUAUAAAAUAUAGUCACCAUUACAAACAUUUGCUGAAAAAAGGGGAUUUGGAAAAUCAUUUCUAGUGUACCUGUCGUUCGACUUUUCUUAUUCUUGCUUAGAGAAAGAGAAACGGGAAGAUUCAUUCUUUUCAUAUCUUAAUUUUGAACUUUUGAACAACAAAAAUUGAGUAUAAAUUAGGAUCUUCUACUUCAGAUCAAUAGACAAAAUGUUAGAAGGAAAAGGUGUAAUUGAAGAUACAGAUAUGCCUGUGAAGAUGCAGAUCCAGGCUAUGCGUUGGGCUUCUCAAGCUUUGGAUGUUUAUGAUGUUUUGGACUACAGAUCCAUUGCUGCUCAUAUUAAGAAGGAGUUUGACAAGAAAUAUGGGGGUGGCUGGCAGUGUGUGGUGGGAUCAAAAUUUGGAUGUUUCUUCACUCAUACUAAAGGAACAUUUAUCUAUUUCACCUUGGAGACUCUUAACUUCCUCAUCUUCAAAGGAGCCACUUCUACUUGAUGAGCUUUUGAUUGUGAAAACAGGACUUGUAAUUACUCUUUAGCUUAAAGUUUUCAUUGUUAUGACUUGUGGAAAUAUGUAAAUUUUUUGGCCAAUUUCCGCAUAGCAAACUAGUAGUUUAUAUUGCACAAGUUAAAUGAGAGACGAAUAUGGGCAUAUCUUGCUUCCCUAUCAAAGAGCUUUCUCAAUACAUAAAAAGGAGAAAUUUUUGAA
Messenger RNA from Solanum lycopersicum (tomato), 810 nucleotides. RefSeq names its product dynein light chain 1, cytoplasmic. The record is from RefSeq and is a predicted model, not a curated record. Gene Ontology annotation, molecular function: dynein intermediate chain binding. Gene Ontology annotation, cellular component: cytoplasmic dynein complex. Lineage: Eukaryota; Viridiplantae; Streptophyta; Magnoliopsida; Solanales; Solanaceae. Gene Ontology annotation, biological process: microtubule-based process.